AUGGAUUUGUUCAACCCGGCCGAGGACCAGAACGUCUCCAUGGUGCACCCGGAGUACUUCAUCAUCAGCGGAUUGUCGAACCUCCCCCGAAUCCAUCUGUACUACGUCUUCCUCUUCCUGGUCUACAUCGUGUCCGUGCUCGCCAACGGCACCGUCAUGACUGUCAUCUGCUUGGAUCGCCGGCUACGUACUCCCAAGUACGUGGCGGUCUUCAACCUGGCCUUCGUGGACCUGUUCGGGAGCUCGGCCCUGGUCCCCAAGGUUCUUGACGUCUUCCUGCUGGGUCACCGCCGCGUCGCCUUUCACAGCUGCCUCACCUUCCUCUUCUUCUGCUACUCCUGCUUGUCCAUGCAGUCCUUCAACUUGGUGGCACUGGCCUAUGACCGCCUCUUGGCUAUCAUCUUCCCGUUGCAAUAUAAGGUGAGGAUGACACAUCGCUUCAUGCUGUCACUGAUCCUAAGCUUCUGGUUGCUGGUGUUAGUCCUGGUGGCGGUGGCCACGGGGCUAUUGACCCGGCUGUCCUUCUGCAAGUCGCUGGUGAUCAACAGCUACUUCUGCGACCACGGCCAAAUCUACCGGCUGGCUUGCAACAGCCACUACCCCAACUACGUGGUGAGCUGCGUCUACCCAGUGGUGAUCUUCUGGCUGCCGCUGGCCUUCAUCCUGCUUAGCUAUAUGGCCAUCGGCCGAACGCUGGCCAAGGUGGCCACUUGGCGCCAGCGCAUCAAGGCUCUGCGUACCUGUGCAGCGCACCUCUCACUGGUGGCCGUCUACUUCACCCCACUGCUGGUCACCUUCACGCUGAUGGAGAACAUCCACCCAGACGGCCGCAUUGUGAGCCUCUCUCUCACAUCGGUCUUCCCGCCUUUUCUCAACCCCGUCAUCUACACGCUGCAGACACAGGAGAUCAAAGAAGCGCUCGGCAGGCUCCUUCGGCGAGCGCACUGCCGCAGACAUGAAGGAACUUUGAAAUAG
Nerophis lumbriciformis (worm pipefish) is the source of this 975-nucleotide messenger RNA. The record is from RefSeq and is a predicted model, not a curated record. Lineage: Eukaryota; Metazoa; Chordata; Actinopteri; Syngnathiformes; Syngnathidae.